AUGUAUACGCUUCAAAACACACACACCAAAACGAGUGGUAAAGGCAGAAUCUCCUCAGAGAAGAAGCAGGUCGCGCGGCCCGGCCUCCUCCGCCCCGCCGUCAAUCCCACUCCAGAGUCCCUUCUUCGGCUGAGAGGAAGGGAGGGAGGAGGGGAGCCAGGUGCUUGGCGCCGGCAACACCCACUCGUCGCCGCCGUCGUCGUCCUCCUCGCUCCGUUUUCGGGGCGGAGAGACAGGUGCGGAGGCGGCCACUCCGUCCCUCCUCCUUCUCCUCAGCGAGAGAGAGAAGCCUCCCUUCUCUUCCUUUCCCGUCAGCACAGCCGCCGUCCUCAGGGAGGAAGGAGGGCCUCGCCUCACGCACAGGCGCUCCCUCCGUUUAUUCGCUCUUUCUGCCUCGGUCUCAGCGUCGGGAGCCGAGCCUUCGCUCUCCUUGCAGGCCCGGCCCACCGCCCACCGAGCAGCAGCAGCAGCAGGAGGAGGAGGCCUCGGUGGGGAGGCGCCGGGAGGCGUCAAGGGGGCGGCGCGGCGCCAUGUUGGGAAGAGAUCAAAGAAAGACCUGGCCUUCCUCACUGGUUGGAAAAGCAGACUUCCAUUUGGUCCCAAGCAAGAAAGUCAAGCAACACAUGCCAUAUACUAAUUUCCAGAGGGUUCUUUGAAGAAAAACUCAGUGGAGGAUGGAUGUUUGAUGAGCCCCUUUCCCCAUCCCUCACACAUCCUUCCAAAAUCCAAGACAAAAUUAAAUCUGAAAAACUCCUGGCUCCAAGCAUUUUGGAUAAAGAAGACUCAACCUGUGAUUUUUGCCUUUAAACAAUAUUGGAUGACAACUUGGGCUCUGAAUAAAAGAGUGUUCUAGGCUUGUAUGGAUGGCUGAUGUUCCUUAAUUGUCCCCGAAUGCCUCUUUACCAAGGAAUGCAGACAUUUUUCAUAAGGGGCAGUCAUUUCCUCCAGCAAUAUUAGAUAAUGAAUCUGGCAGUUUCUGUCACUUUGAUAUUUUAUUAUCUAUCUAGACAUACAUUUGGUUUACUUUAUUUACCCAGCAUUUUUUUAAAAAAAUCAGUAUGAAAGUUAUGUUCAUUUUUUGAACAUUUAUCCUAAUAUUUACUAUAUUUUUGAUUGCUACCUUUUGUUUUCUGGGCCUUGCAACUUUGUCUUCAAGGAACUAGACACUUAAAUCAGUCAGGGAAUCAUCUGUAUCAUCCCACACCAUCAUAUUCUUCAGUUUCUUGUUCUCCAUGGGAGCAUCUCUGCAAUGGACUGGACUUUUAAACCUACCAAUAAUCAGCUAUUCUUCCUGCCAUAGGGAUCGCCUUUUCCUGGCAGAGAAACCUCCAGCUAAUCCCUGCACGGAUCCUAGCCAGCCCAUUUAUCAACCAAUCAGAAGGAGGCAUGUGAAGUCGGAAUAGCUGUCAGAGGUGUAUAAAAUGUGUUGUAUUUUUCUAUGAAGUUGUGUUUUUAUAUUUUGAGUGUUGGCUUGGUACCUGCACUCCUUUUGGCCAAACUGUAAUAAAUCUGUACUUUGCCUUCAA
Anolis carolinensis (green anole) is the source of this 1526-nucleotide messenger RNA. RefSeq lists its product as uncharacterized. The transcript has 4 exons. The record is from RefSeq and is a predicted model, not a curated record. NCBI's taxonomy places the organism in Eukaryota, Metazoa, Chordata, Lepidosauria, Squamata, Anolidae. Bases 1 to 807 code for a protein of 268 amino acids.